CAACUAAAAAAACAGAGUGUUGUUUUUUAUGUUUCCAAUUUUUCAUAAAAUGAUUCUUCUAAAGGAACAUAAAAAUUUGUUGAAGGUAAUAUUUAAAGAAAGGAGGGAUAAUCUACAACUGACAUGUGAUUAAGCUGGAGUAUGGAGGAUCCGGUGCGCCUUUCCCUAUUGACGAGUCACGUGACACUAGUUUCUUAUAUUUUAGUGCCCAUUUCAGCAACUGUUACAGAUAUCGGAGAUUAGCAUCCUAAGCUUUCAAAAAUGGAUACUAGAAAACUUACGGAAAUAUUUAGGGCUACUCUUGACCCUAAUCAAAGGCAACAAGCUGAAGAACAACUUGUACAGGUACAAAAGAUAAUUGGUUUUGCUCCUUCCCUUCUACAACUUGUUAUGAUGGCUGAAAUCGACAUGCCAGUGAGGCAAGCAGGAGCAAUUUUUCUGAAAAAUAUGAUCACACAGUAUUGGUCUGAUAAGCCAGCGGAACCUGGUCUUCCUCUUCAGUUUUCACUUCAUGAACAAGACAGAUCUAUGAUUAGAGAUUCAAUUGUUGAUGCAAUUGUUCAUGCUCCUGAAUUAAUACAGCCUCAACUUGCUGUUUGUGUUAAUAUGAUGGUGAAGAAUGAUUUUCCUGGAAGAUGGACUCAGAUUGUUGACAAAAUUAGCAUAUAUCUUCAGACUCCAGAAGCGACAGGAUGGUCAGGGGCAUUGCUGUGCCUUUAUCAAUUGGUUAAAAUAUAUGAAUACAAAAAACAAAAUGACCGUGGUCCACUUAUCGAUGCUAUGAACCUUCUGCUUCCUCUUAUUUACCAACUGUGUGUUCGCCUACUCCCAGAUGAAUCUGAACAAUCAGUGCUGCUGCAGAAGCAAAUCUUAAAAAUUUAUUUUGCUCUCAUUCAGUUUGCUCUACCAAUCGAACUGAUAACCCGAGAUAUUUUCUCCCAAUGGAUGGAGAUACUAAGACAGAUUAGUGACCGACCGGUACCUGCUCAUACCAAUCAAGUUGAUGAGGACGAAAGGGCAGACUUACCGUGGUGGAAGUGUAAGAAAUGGGCUUUACAUAUUCUUCACCGUAUAUUUGAAAGGUAUGGUAGCCCAGGAAAUGUUGAAAAGGAUUACAAUCAAUUUGCCGAAUGGUUUCUUAAAACAUUCUCAAUUGGAAUACUUGAAGUUCUGUUAAAAAUAUUAGAUCAGCAUACUAGAAAGAUUUAUAUAUCUCCAAGAGUAUUACAGCAAACUUUAAACUACAUCAACUUGGCUGUAAACCAUGGACACUGUUGGAAGUUUUUAAAGGGACAUAUGUUUGCUAUCAUACAAGAUGUUAUUUUUCCUCUAAUGUCUUACUCUCAGGCAGAUGAAGAGAUGUGGGCCUCUGAUCCAAGAGAAUAUAUCAGAAUUAAAUUUGAUAUAUUUGAAGACUUUGUAUCACCUAUCAGUGCUGCUGCUAGAGUUCUGCAAUCAUCCUGUAAGAAGAGAAAAGAUAUGCUCCAAAGGACCAUGCAUCUUGUAUUGCAAGUUCUUACAUCUAGUGGUGAACCAAGACAGAGAGAUGGUGCUCUUCAUAUGGUUGGUACCCUCGCUGAAGUUCUUUUCAAAAAGAAGCAGUAUAAAGAACAAAUGGAACAAAUGAUGGUUCAGUAUGUUUUUCCUGAAUUCCAAAGUCCUCAUGGGCACAUGAGAGCUAGGGCUUGUUGGGUUCUUCAUUAUUUUAACGAUAUGAAGUUUAAGUCAGAAGAGAAUCUCGUUAAUGCAUUAAGACUGACUACCAAUGCUCUACUCACAGAUGCAGAGCUCCCUGUCAAAGUAGAAGCAGCUAUAGCUUUGCAGGUUCUUCUUAGCGACCAAGAAGACAAAGUUAUGCCUUUGCUAGAACCUCAAGUGAAACCUAUUCUAAUGGAGCUCCUAAAUAUAAUCAGACAAACAGAAAAUGAAGAAUUGACCUCUGUUACUCAAAAAUUUGUGUGCACAUAUCCAGAACAAAUAAAACCAAUUGCAUCUGAAAUAUGUCAACAUUUGGCUACAACGUUCAGUUUAGUAUUAGAAGGUGAUGAAGGGACUGAUGAAAAAGCAAUUACAGCAAUGGGCCUUCUGAACACAAUUGAAAAUUUAAUUUCUGUGAUGGAAGAGCAUCCCGACAUAUUAGCGUCUUUACAGCCAACUGUACUGCAGGUGAUAGGUCACAUUUUUACCCAAGGAGUUAUGGAAUUUUAUGAAGAAGCUCUCUCAUUAGUUUAUGAUUUGACAACAAAACAUAUUUCCCAGGAUAUGUGGAAAGUUUUUGAAUUAAUGUAUCAGGUGUUCGAAAAAGAUGGAUUUGAUUAUUUUACUGAUAUGAUGCCUGCUCUUCACAACUACGUUACGGUUGAUACUCAGGCGUUCCUAUCUAACCAAAAUCAUGUUCUUGCUAUGUACAACAUGUGUAAAAUGAUCCUUACUGGAGAGCCUGGUGAAGAUGCUGAAUGCCAUGCUGCAAAACUGUUGGAAGUAAUUAUUCUUCAGUGUAAGGGACAAAUAGAUCAGUGUAUUCCCUCUUUAAUGGAACUAGUGUUGCAAAGGCUAACACAUGAGGUAAAAACUUCUGAGUUACGUGCUAUGUGUCUACAAGUUGUAAUUGCUGCCCUUUAUUACAAUCCACAGUUAUGGAUAGAGACAAUGGAAAAACUCCAACCCACCAUUUCAAGUUCCGAAUCUAUCAGCGGACAUUUUAUUAAACAAUGGAUCCAUGAUGCUGAUUGUUUCUUAGGGUUACAUGAUAGAAAGCUAUGCGUUCUUGGCUUAUCAACUCUCAUGUCUAUGGGACCAAGCAGACCAAUGGCAGUUAAUGAAUGUGCUACUCAAAUUAUCCCUUGUUUGAUUCUUGUUUUUGAUGGGCUGAAGCGAGCAUAUGCAGCAAAAGCUCUUGAAAAUCAAGAAGAGGAAGAGGAAGAAGAUGAAAGUGGUGAUGAAGAUGUACUUUCUACAGAUGAUGAUGAUAUAGAUGAACAUGGCAAUCAGUACUUGGAGAGCCUUCAGCAAAAGGUAAAUAAAGGCGUAAACUCACUAGAACCUAUGUUUCCUAUCACUUCUUCUAUGCAGGACACUGGUAGUGAAGAUGAAGAUGAAGAUGAUGAAGAUUAUGAGCCCGCUGAGGAUAUGUCUUUGGAAACUUAUACUACUCCUUUAGAUGAAGACGAAUCUGAAAUAGAUGAAUAUGUUAUAUUUAAGCAAGUACUUCAAUCCCUCGAAAGUAGUGAUCCAAUGUGGUACAGUGCCUUGACAUCACACCUUACUCCUGAACAGCGAAAUGCUUUGCGAGAAGUUCUAGUACUUGCUGACCAAAGGAAGGCAGCUGCAGAAAGCAGAAAAAUAGUCCAAAGUGGAGGUUACAAUUUCGUUAAUCAAACUGUCCCCACAUCUUUUAAUUUCGGUGGUAAACCACCAUCUUUAGGUCGGUAAGAUAGUGUAAAAAAGUUGAGCUCAAAAAAUGUAUGGUGAAAAACUGUUCCUCAAAUAAACUUACUGUAGUGUACAUAAUAAAAUAUAUGUAUGGGUGUGAGAGUGUGUAUAUGUUAUAUACUCACCCACACUUGCUCAUACAUAAUGCCUAGCAGUAAGGAUUAAACAUUUUAUAAGUCCAAUAAUGCUUUUAUAAUUUUUUGUAUUUAUGUACCAAAUUUCCAAAAUUACUUAUUAUUUAAAAAAUAGAACUAAUGAAAUUUUGUAUGAUUUUAUUUUUAUUCUUUCCGUACUCUGUUUAAAUUUUUAAGGCUCAAAUUGUAUUUUUCUAAAAUUGUUUUAAAAAUCUGACUAAAACAUUUAAUCAAUAUAGGACAUUAAUUAUUUGCAUGACUUGUUUGGUUUUUAUGUACAUAUUAGAUAUAUUACACGGAAUAAUAAGGAAAAAAUGAUAUUAAAGUUUUUUGUAUUUUAUUUAGAAUAUAAGUAAAUUGUUACUGUUUUGUAAUAAUCUGUAAGUUAUUGUGCCCUGUUAAAUUUUUCUGUUUUUAUUUGAUAGCCUAGUCUUAUCCUUUAAAUAAAUCUUGUAACAGGCCUAAUUGAAAAAUUAUUUAUUUUCAUUUUAUGAUGCAGGGCAUCAUCUCUAGCUGUGCUAUCGAUAGAAUUUUGAAAAUGGAUAAUUUUUAUAAAAAGCCUCUCUUUUAAAAUAUUAGUUUAUGUUUUUAAUAUUGUAAAGAAAAGUCGUCAAGCUAUUUAAUGUUACACAGAAUAGUAUUUGUAAAAGCUGGAUAUUUUUUUAUACUUUUAAUGCCCAUUAUAUAAAAAAAAGUUGUUAUGGUGGUUUUCUUUUGCUUUAAUGAACCAAAGAGUGAACAAAUUACUUUGGAAUUAGCUUGUUUUCAAAUCAAUUUAUUUUAUGGAAUGUAAUAAAAAUAUUAAAAGUUCCUCCUGCUUAUUAAAAAAAAAAGCAUUUAAAUUGAUUUUUCAUAUGGCAUUAUUAGCAUUUGUUAUUGAAGUUAGUGUUAACAGCUAUUAUAUUACAAAUUUUAUAGUAUAUAUAAUUUUAUUUAUUGAAUGUCACAAGUUCUACAUCGAGAUUUUGUUUCAUAAAUGGCUUGUGUUAAUUGUUUAUAGUUAACAUUUUCUACAGUUUCCUCAACAUUCAAAAUGUUUGCUUCUUUCCACCACUUACCUAAAAGAAUAUGUGCCAUUAAUUUAUACAGACUAUUAUUGUAUGAUUUUCGUUAUGUCAAAAUCUGUUACAGUAACUCUUAUUGUGAUGUUAUUUAUUAAGUGCCUUCCACUUUAAUGGUAUCAUUUGUUGUAAAUUCUAGUAAUAAGACAUAAAUUACCAGCUAAUUAUGUUAUCUUGUUCGACCUAUUGACUGUAUUUUCUUUCAAAUAAAUGUACAGAUCAUAAAACACUAUUAGUUUUUAUUUAUUGUUUCAUUACUUAUGUGCUUUAUUGGAUUACCUGCAGUGUAUCUACUCAUUUUAAAAAUUUCAGAUUUUUUGUACUUUCAUAUCUCUAGAUAAGAGGAUAAAUCAAUAAUUAUCCGCAAUGCAGUCUUAUUAGUGUUUCUGUUGCCAACACUGCCAGCUUACGAAGGCGGUGCAUGCAAGGUUUCUUUGUGAUUAUUAAUGUGCUUGUAUCUAGGUUUGUUUCAUUGUCAUUUCUUUUCCAUUAUCCAUGACUGAUCUGCUUUCUGUUUGCAGUGAACAAGAGAGACAUUCAAUCAUUCAAUUUUUUACUGACAGGCUAAAGCCUUCAAUUUAAAGCAAAUGCUGAGGACUACUGUCUAAAGAUAUUGUGUUGUUACAUGACGAUGCCUGUCCACAUAGUGCUGCCCAAACUACUGAAACGCUCCGAAAGCUCAAGUUUGAAGCAAUGGAUCACCCUCUGUAUAGUUUUGAUCUUGCAGAUUCUGAUUACCAUUUGUUUAGUCCACUAAUAGAGGCAUUAAAGGGCCAUCCUAGGACGAAGAAUUGAAAAAAACAGUGCAUUUUUGGCCUGUUUCUCUGCCGAAAACCUUUUCUGAAGCUUUUGUAAAUAUGGACCAAAUGCCUUGUAAAGAAAGGGGCUCCAUUGAAAAAUGUUAAUUUAAGUUUCUUAUUUGUAUUGCAAUAAAAUUUAAUUAUUGACUUAUCCUCAUAUAUGCUCACAUCUCGUCAAAGAUUAGAGCCUUAUAGUGUAAUUAAAUGGUGGUCUUGAAAAGCCAGUUCAUUUUUUUUUCUAUUUGUCUCAUUAUAUUGUCUAUAUUAUUUGAUUUAUCUUUGAUUAUUUAAUGUUGCCUUAAAUUAACAUGUUUAUUGGUAAUGACACAAAACAAUUUUAAGAAUUAUUCUCUUUUUUUCAAAACUGUGAUUUGUUAGUCUUUGUAUGAUUUUCGUUAUGUCAA
Molecule: messenger RNA, 5831 nt
Organism: Nezara viridula (southern green stink bug)
Lineage: Eukaryota; Metazoa; Arthropoda; Insecta; Hemiptera; Pentatomidae
Source: the annotation of a GenBank genome assembly